Symbiodinium pilosum is the source of this 726-nucleotide messenger RNA. The record is from the annotation of a GenBank genome assembly. Lineage: Eukaryota; Dinophyceae; Suessiales; Symbiodiniaceae.
AUGCUGCUGAAGUCACCUCCGACGCACGGGACAGGCGGGCAAGUCUUGUCAAUGAAACAUGUUGGUGCCAAGCAUGUUUGCAAGCAAGUGUUCUGGGUGCCCGUGGUGUUCAUGCAGAUUUUGCAGUUGAUAGCCUGCAUUGCUGUGCUGGCCAUGUCUCCCAAACCUGGAAAAGCAAAGGAGGCUGAGAAGGCCACUGUCACACGUGGUCGUGGCAGGGGGCGUGGCGUUGCCAAAGCAGCUGCCCAGGGUGCACCUGCGACUGUCGUGAGUGCGGAAGGCUCUGUGAACAGCCGCCAUUUCACCCGCAUCCUGGAGGCCCUGACAGCCAUCAAGGAGAACUCCGUUCUUGGCGAUGCGGCUCACCAGCCACCGCUGGCCAUUACCGGGUCGCAGGCAUCGUCCACCAUUGCUCCGUAUGACCACAAGCUCAUCAAGCAAGCCCUGGAGAGCAAAGGCAGCUACACGUGCGGUGCCAACUUGCUCUGGAUCGACCUACUGGUAUCCAUCACGCCCAACGUGCCAGUGAACGAGGCCUCAGUUCGUAAGGGCGUUGACAAAUACUUUCCAUCGCCGGACAUCAACUGGGAGGUGGGCAAGGUUGUGAUUGGCAUUCUCCCUGCCCAGCUGGAGGUAUUGGCUGAGGGGAAGGAUGCCCCGACAGGUCUCCGGCUGCUGUCACCAGAGGAAUACCUCCACGCCUUCGUCCUCAAGGUGGCGGACAGA